Molecule: messenger RNA, 4109 nt
Organism: Ailuropoda melanoleuca (giant panda)
Lineage: Eukaryota; Metazoa; Chordata; Mammalia; Carnivora; Ursidae
Gene: ATP13A1
Product: ATPase 13A1
Exons: 26
Coding region: 277-3897 (1206 amino acids)
Biological process (GO): intracellular calcium ion homeostasis; extraction of mislocalized protein from ER membrane; transmembrane transport
Cellular component (GO): endoplasmic reticulum membrane
Molecular function (GO): ATP hydrolysis activity; ATP binding; P-type ion transporter activity
Source: RefSeq, a predicted model, not a curated record
CACCCAGCCCGCCUCGUCUCGUCUUUUCCGGUCUCAGUCCGGCGUGGCAGGGCGGGUAGGCAGGUUUAGCGCGUUCAAGACUCUGUCAUGGCCGCGCCCUGCCUCCCCUUCCGGCUUCAUCCUGUCAUGGCGGCGCCCUGGGUAAAAACCUAACUCCUACACUGUCGGGCUCUUCCUAUCCUCCGGCUGCCAUGGCGGCGUCCGGGGUUCACCGGAAGUUAAACUUCGGAAGUGAGGCGGUGCCUCUGCCCGGAAGCGAGCGCGGCGCUGGGAAAGAUGGCGGCGGCGGCGGCAGCGGCGGUGGGCAACGCGGUGCCUUGCGGGGCCCGGCCUUGCGGGGCCCGGCCCGGCGGGCAGCCCCAGCCCGGGCCGCAGCCGCGCACCCUCCUCGCCGCUGGUCCGGCGCUCAUAGCGAGCGGCGACGAGCUGGUCGCAGCUGUGUGGCCGUACCGACGGCUGGCGCUGCUGCGGCGCCUCACGGUUCUGCCGUUCGCGGGCCUGCUCUACCCGGCCUGGCUGGGCGCCGCGGCCGCCGGCUGCUGGGGCUGGGGCAGCAGCUGGGUGCAGAUCCCCGAAGCCGCGCUGCUCGUGCUCGCCACCAUCUGCCUCGCGCACGCGCUCACCGUCCUCUCGGGACAUUGGUCCGUGCACGCGCACUGCGCGCUCACCUGCACCCCGGAAUACGACGCCAGCAAAGCAACCUUCGUGAAGGUGGUGCCGACCCCCAACAAUGGCUCCACUGAGCUCGUGGCCCUGCACCGGGAUGAGGGCGAAGAUGGACAAGAGGUGCUGUCUUUCGAAUUCCAGAAGAUCAAGUAUUCCUACGACGCUCUGGAGAAGAAGCGCUUCCUCCCUGUGGCCUUUCCCGUGGGGAAUGCCUUCUCAUAUUACCAGAGCAACAGAGGGUUCCAGGAGGACUCAGAGAUCCGCGCAGCUGAGAAGAAGUUUGGGAGCAACAGGGCUGAGAUGGUGGUGCCUGACUUCUCGGAGUUGUUCAAAGAGAGAGCCACAGCACCCUUCUUUGUGUUCCAGGUGUUUUGCGUGGGGCUCUGGUGUCUGGAUGAGUACUGGUACUACAGUGUCUUCACGCUUUCCAUGCUGGUGGCCUUCGAGGCCUCCCUGGUGCAGCAGCAGAUGCGGAACAUGUCAGAGAUCCGGAAGAUGGGCAACAAGCCCCACAUGAUCCAGGUCUAUCGCAGCCGGAAGUGGAGGCCCAUCGCCAGCGAUGAGAUUGUUCCCGGAGACAUCGUCUCCAUCGGCCGCUCCCCACAGGAGAACCUCGUGCCGUGUGAUGUGCUGCUGCUGCGGGGCCGCUGCAUUGUGGACGAGGCCAUGCUCACGGGGGAGUCGGUGCCGCAGAUGAAGGAGCCCAUUGAAGACCUGAACCCUGACCGGGUGCUGGACCUCCAGGCCGACUCCCGGCUCCACGUCAUCUUCGGGGGCACCAAGGUGGUGCAGCACAUCCCCCCACAGAAGGCCACCACGGGCCUGAAGCCAGUCGACAACGGGUGUGUGGCCUACGUUCUCAGGACCGGAUUCAACACAUCCCAGGGCAAGCUGCUGCGCACCAUCCUCUUUGGAGUCAAGAGGGUGACUGCAAACAACCUGGAGACCUUCAUUUUCAUCCUCUUCCUCCUGGUCUUUGCCAUCGCAGCAGCUGCCUACGUGUGGAUUGAAGGCACCAAGGACCCCAGCCGGAACCGCUACAAGCUGUUUCUGGAAUGCACACUGAUCCUUACCUCGGUCGUGCCCCCUGAGCUGCCCAUCGAGUUGUCUCUGGCUGUCAACACCUCCCUCAUCGCCUUGGCCAAGCUGUACAUGUACUGCACGGAGCCCUUCCGAAUCCCAUUUGCCGGCAAGGUAGAGGUGUGCUGCUUCGACAAGACGGGGACCUUGACUAGUGACAGCCUGGUCGUCCGUGGGGUGGCUGGGCUCAGAGAUGGGAAGGAGGUCACUCCUGUGUCCAACAUCCCCGUAGAAACGCACCGUGCUCUGGCCUCAUGCCACUCCCUCAUGCAGCUGGACGAUGGCACUCUUGUGGGUGACCCACUCGAGAAGGCUAUGCUGACGGCCGUGGACUGGACACUGACCAAAGAUGAGAAAGUAUUCCCCCGAAGUAUUAAAACUCAGGGGCUGAAAAUUCACCAGCGCUUUCAUUUUGCCAGUGCCCUAAAGCGAAUGUCCGUGCUCGCCUCCUAUGAGAAGCUAGGCUCCACUGAUCUCUGCUACAUCGCGGCUGUGAAGGGGGCCCCCGAAACCCUGCACUCCAUGUUUGCCCAGUGCCCACCUGACUACCACCACAUCCACACGGAGAUUUCCCGGGAAGGAGCCCGAGUCCUGGCGCUGGGGUACAAGGAGCUGGGGCACCUCACCCACCAGCAGGCCCGGGAGAUCAAACGGGAGGCCCUGGAGUGCAACCUCAAGUUCGUCGGGUUCAUCGUGGUCUCCUGCCCGCUCAAGACUGACUCGAAGGCCGUGAUCCGCGAGAUCCAAAAUGCAUCCCACCGGGUGGUCAUGAUCACAGGUGACAACCCACUCACUGCCUGCCAUGUGGCUCAGGAGCUGCACUUCAUUGAAAAGGCACAAACACUGAUCCUGCAGCCUCCCACGGAGAAAGGUCGACCCUGUGAGUGGCGCUCCAUCGAUGGCAGUGUCGUGCUGCCCCUGGCCAAGGGGUCCCCGAAGGCGCUGGCCCUGGAGCAUGCGCUAUGCCUCACAGGCGAUGGCCUGGCCCACUUGCAGGCUGAGGACCCCCAGCAGCUGCUUCGCCUCAUCCCCCACGUGCAGGUGUUCGCCCGUGUGGCCCCCAAACAGAAGGAGUUCGUCAUCACCAGCCUGAAGGAGCUGGGCUAUGUGACCCUCAUGUGUGGUGACGGCACCAAUGACGUGGGUGCCCUGAAGCACGCUGACGUGGGUGUGGCACUCCUGGCCAAUGCCCCUGAGCGAGUUGUUGAACGGCGCCGACGGCCCCGAGACAGCCCUGUCCUGAGCAACAGCGGAGUCCGGGCCACCUCCAGGGCGGCCAAGCAAAGGUCAGGGCUCCCGCCCCCCGAGGAGCAGCUGGCCUCCCAGCGGGACCGCCUGAGCCAGGUGCUGCGGGAGCUUGAGGAUGAGAGCACGCCCAUCGUGAAGCUGGGGGAUGCCAGCAUCGCCGCCCCUUUCACCUCCAAGCUCUCCUCCAUCCAGUGCAUCUGCCACGUGAUCAAGCAGGGCCGCUGCACACUGGUGACCACGCUGCAGAUGUUCAAGAUCCUGGCGCUCAAUGCCCUCAUCCUGGCCUAUAGCCAGAGUGUUCUCUACCUGGAGGGCGUCAAGUUCAGUGACUUCCAGGCCACGCUGCAGGGGCUGCUGCUGGCCGGCUGCUUCCUCUUCAUCUCCCGCUCCAAGCCCCUCAAGACCCUCUCCCGAGAGCGGCCCCUGCCCAACAUCUUCAACCUGUACACUGUGCUCACGGUCGUGCUCCAGUUCUGUGUGCACUUCCUGAGUCUCGUCUACCUGUACAGCGAGGCCCAGGCCCGGAGCCCCGAGAAGCAGGAGCAGUUUGUGGACCUGUACAAGGAGUUUGAGCCGAGCCUGGUCAACAGCACCGUGUACAUCAUGGCUAUGGCCAUGCAGAUGGCUACCUUUGCCAUCAACUACAAAGGCCCACCAUUCAUGGAGAGCCUGCCAGAGAACAGGCCCCUAGUGUGGAGCCUGGCUGUGUCACUCCUGGCCAUCGUGGGCCUGCUCCUUGGCUCCUCACCUGACUUCAACAGUCAGUUUGGCCUCGUGGACAUCCCCGUGGAGUUCAAGCUGGUCAUCGCCCAGGUCCUGCUCCUGGACUUCUGCCUGGCGCUCCUGGCCGACCGUGUCCUGCAGUUCUUCCUGGGGACCCCGAAGCUGAAAGUGCCUUCCUGAGAUGGCAGUGCUGGCACCUGUUGUUCAUGUUGGUGCCGCCAGGCGGGAGUCCCAAGUGGGAACACUGCCCCCCCGUGGCGAGGCGGGCUUGGCCUUCCCACCGGGACUGAGCUGCGCUGGGACUGCCCCACAGCCACCUGAGGGCCUGGGUGGCAGAACCAGCCCUGGGCCGGCCCCUUUGGUAAAUAAAGCCGCAUCCACCAUUUUAAGAA